Homalodisca vitripennis (glassy-winged sharpshooter) is the source of this 1125-nucleotide messenger RNA. RefSeq lists its product as uncharacterized. The transcript has a single exon. The coding region runs from base 1 to 1125 and encodes 374 amino acids. Lineage: Eukaryota; Metazoa; Arthropoda; Insecta; Hemiptera; Cicadellidae. The record is from RefSeq and is a predicted model, not a curated record.
AUGGAGUACUCAGUACAUCCUGCUGUGGCUCCGGGAAAUAACUUCGCUAGCCAUCUAUACAGAGUCAAAGUACACUACAUCGAUAACAGUUUUGAGAAACACCACAUGUCACUAAUCGUAAAAGUUCCUAGUACAAAAGGAUUUCUGGGUGAAUUCUUGGAAGUUAUGGAUCUUUUAGGGAAAGAAAGAAAAAUCUAUGAUAUAAUCCUGCCAAAUUUCAAAGAGACUUUACGAAAAGAGUUGGGGCCAAAAUCCUUGUAUUGUCCUCUAAGAAAGGGUUUAUUAUUGCAGGACUUAAAAGAAGAAGGCUACAAAAUGUGCUAUAAGUGGACAAGGCUUGACUUUCAUCACUGUGAGUUGGUUGUAAAGACAAUCGCUAAAUACCACGCGGCUUCAGUAUUAUGUUACAACAAUGACACAAAACUUGUAGAGUCUGUUUGUGAAGAAGUUGUGUAUCCUGAUGGAGGUCCUUAUGAAAAUGAGCUUAAGGUGUGGGUUGAAUCCGCCUUGGAAAAUAUCGCAAAGAAGCUGAACAUAAUUAAUGACUGCAAGUUAUACGCGGAUUUUAUUUCGGGUAAAAUAUACCAAAUGUGGGUUUCUGCAAAGAGUAUGUGCAAAAGAAAACAAACUGGUUUAAAUGUUCUUAACCAUAGGGAUUUGUGGGGCAACAAUGUAAUGUUUAAGUAUAACAAUUUUAAUGAAGUUGAAGAUGUGAAAUUUAUAGAUUUUCCCAUUGCAAGAUUCACAUCUCCUGUACUUGAUCUGAUGUAUUUCUUAUGGAUGAGUGCCAGUGAACGUGUUCUAAGGGACCGGCAAGAGGAGCUUUACAACAUUUACUUACUGAACUUGAACUACAAUCUACAACAGUUAGGCUGUGUAGAGAGGAUGACCAGAGAAGAGUUGUUCCAGGAUCUCCGCUUACUUUCUGACUGGGCGCUUCUGUCAAUUUGUCUAUUCAUACCGAAAGUCAUGUCUGAGCCAGAAGAUUACAACAUGGAGGACGAGGUUGGAAAGACUAAGGAGUGCUUUCAAAAACUGCUGAAUGGCAAGAGUUUCACAGAACUGCUGCCUGUUCUAGUUAAGUUAUUCGUAGAUUGGACACAAAGACUUAAAGAGUUUGUUUGA